Fusarium keratoplasticum is the source of this 510-nucleotide messenger RNA. RefSeq names its product Actin-related protein 2/3 complex subunit 4. Gene Ontology annotation, cellular component: Arp2/3 protein complex; actin cytoskeleton. The record is from RefSeq and is a predicted model, not a curated record. The transcript has 5 exons. Bases 1 to 510 code for a protein of 169 amino acids. Gene Ontology annotation, molecular function: actin filament binding. NCBI's taxonomy places the organism in Eukaryota, Fungi, Ascomycota, Sordariomycetes, Hypocreales, Nectriaceae. Gene Ontology annotation, biological process: actin filament polymerization; Arp2/3 complex-mediated actin nucleation.
AUGUCUCAAUCACUCCGACCUUACCUGCAAUGUGUACGCAGCAGCUUGACCGCCGCCCUCACCCUGUCCAACUUUGCCUCCCAGACGGCCGAGCGACACAAUGUCCCCGAGAUUGAGGCCCAGACGUCCCCCGAGGUCCUCCUGCAGCCCCUGACCAUUGCGCGCAACGAGAACGAGCGCGUCCUGAUCGAGCCCAGCAUCAACUCUGUCCGCAUCAGCAUCAAGAUCAAGCAGGCCGACGAGAUUGAGCACAUUCUGGUCCACAAGUUUACGAGAUUCCUGACGCAACGUGCCGAGUCGUUCUUUAUCCUGCGGAGGAAGCCCAUCAAGGGUUACGACAUCUCCUUCUUGAUAACAAACUUCCACACCGAGGAGAUGCUUAAGCACAAGCUUGUGGACUUUAUCAUUCAGUUUAUGGAGGAGGUUGACAAGGAGAUCUCUGAGAUGAAGCUAUUUUUGAACGCCCGAGCACGAUUCGUGGCCGAGUCUUUCCUUACACCUUUUGACUAA